AUGCUUCUCUUGCACAAGCGAGACUAUGCUCCGGACUAUGCUGACUAUGAUGACUAUGCUGCGAGGCUUGGGAGCGAGAGCCCCACCACCACCACCACGACAACAGCCGCGCCGGAAGAUCCCUUUUGGGACGAGAAGCAGAAGAUCCUGUCGCGCUUGAACGAGACGGUCCUUCAGCCCAGCGCCUUCAACAGGACACCGGAGACCAUCUGGCUCUUCUACAACCGGAUCCCUCGCACGGCCGGACAGACGGUGGUGUCUCUCCUGAAGUCCUUGUCGGCAGACCUCGAUUUCCAACAUCAGGAACAUGUUUACAGGACGCCUUGGCAACGUCUGAUGAGCGAAGAGGAACAGAAAAAUUUGGCCACGUGGUUCGAGUACAACUUUUGGCCCAAAAGCUACGACCGAUUUUCUCUCUUCAUCAACUUUACGGAGCAUCGUAGCCCGUACGUGAAACUCCGCCCGGCCUACAUGACCCUGGCACGCGACCCUGUGGACAAGUUCAUCUCGUAUUUUCGCUUCAAACGCGUCGACAGCGAAAGAGUCAAGACCGAAAUGUCGGCGAGGGAGCGACAACAGCCGGGGACAGGGCGCAAGUGGUACUGGAAGAAACUCGAGGACUGUGUACUGAAGGAUGACCCCGAGUGUGAAUUUCAUGAAGGGUCCGAGAACUUCAUCUCGACAAUUCCUUUCCUGUGUGGACAGCAUGACUAUUGCCUAAAACACGGUAAUUCAUGGGCUCUCCAAAAGGCAAAAUUCAACGCAGAAUAUGAAUACUCCGUGAUUGGCCUCGUGGAGCACUGGAACACAACACUGGCAGUCCUUGAGCAUUUCCUACCCAGCUUCUUCCAGGGCGUUCAGCAGCGUUAUUGGGAAGCAGGCUUCAAGGACCAACGUACAGUCAACAAGAAUCCAAAGAAGUACAAGCCAGUCUCUGAAACUGUCCUCAAGAUCCUCAAGGACAAGCUGGCCCUUGAAUACGAGCUUUACGAGUUCCUCAAGCAGAGGCUUCACCAGCAGUUCGACAGUAUUGCCGAUCUCCUAAAGCUCCCGACAACCAAGAUUCAUUCCAGGUCGACGGAAAAGGCAGCCUUGAGCUCAUGGGAUAGAAUGGAUAUAGAGCUCAGGCAUUAACCUUUUUAAUUCCAGGGGACCAUCUACAUCACCAUCACUAGAUUUAGGAAUAACACAGUCAUGGAUUUUGCCUCUCAUUCCAUGGUCUUUCAGGCUUUCAUGCUUUCAUACAAGACAUACUUCUUGCUUCUAGAAAAUGUAUUUCUAUAAACUGCUCUGAAUAACAGGCCAAAGUAAUAAUUUAUUACUUAAAUACUGAACAAAAUUUGGGAAUCAAGCAUUUCCAGGCUUCAG
Penaeus indicus is the source of this 1368-nucleotide messenger RNA. Its product is annotated as heparan sulfate 2-O-sulfotransferase 1-like. The coding region runs from base 1 to 1134 and encodes 377 amino acids. Gene Ontology annotation, molecular function: sulfotransferase activity. The transcript is spliced from 7 exons. The record is from RefSeq and is a predicted model, not a curated record. Lineage: Eukaryota; Metazoa; Arthropoda; Malacostraca; Decapoda; Penaeidae. Gene Ontology annotation, cellular component: membrane.